This is a messenger RNA of Penicillium odoratum, 1437 nucleotides long. RefSeq lists its product as uncharacterized. The record is from RefSeq and is a predicted model, not a curated record. Gene Ontology annotation, biological process: amino acid transmembrane transport. The transcript has 2 exons. Gene Ontology annotation, molecular function: amino acid transmembrane transporter activity. The coding region runs from base 1 to 1437 and encodes 478 amino acids. Gene Ontology annotation, cellular component: vacuolar membrane. Lineage: Eukaryota; Fungi; Ascomycota; Eurotiomycetes; Eurotiales; Aspergillaceae.
AUGGGCUUCGAAGACGACUCCACCGGUCAUGGAUCUGGAAAGUCUCUGGAGAAUGAGAGUGAGAAGGCAUACGUCUCUCCACCACCAUUCGAGGGUGCCAUGCUGGGGGAGAUGACCGAUGCAGAGCGGGAUAUCUACGAUCAUGGUAUUAAGAAGUUCAGUCGCUUGGGUUGGAAGCGUCUCACCGUGGUGCUCAUCGUCGAGGCCAUCGCGCUGGGUAGUCUGUCAAUUCCCUCCACCUUCGCCAAGCUGGGUAUGGUCGCGGGUGUGAUUUGCUGCGUGGGAGUCGGCCUGAUUGCCAUCUAUACCAGUUAUAUCGUCGGGCAGGUCAAAUUGCUCUUCCCCGAGGUUGCCAACUAUGCUGACGCUGGUCGCCUAAUGGGUGGUCGGUUCGGCGCCGGGUGGGGCCGCUUUGGCUAUGAGAUCAUCAACUUCAUGCUGGCUCUCCAGUUGAUUUUCCUCACGGGCUCCCACUGCCUCACGGGUACCAUCGCCUGGCAGAACAUCACACAAUCCUCAAUCUGCUCCGUGAUUUUUGCCGUGGUGUCUGCGAUCAUCUUGCUGUUGUUGGCCAUUCCGCCUAGUUUCACCGAAAUGGCCAUCCUCGGUUACGUUGACUUCGCCUCCAUCAUUAUUGCGAUCGGCAUUACUAUCAUUGGCACUGGAGUCGAGGCUACCAACUCGGGUGGCUUGUCGGCUGUGAACUGGUCUGCCUGGCCCAAGGAGGACCUCAAGUUUGCCGAGGCAUUUAUUGCUAUUUCGAACAUCGUCUUUGCAUACAGCUUCGCUAUGUGCCAGUUCUCCUUCAUGGAUGAGAUGCACACCCCGCGCGAUUUCAAAAAAUCUAUCUGGGCCCUGGGAAUUACCGAGAUCAUCGUGUACACCCUGACCGGUGCUCUGGUCUACGCCUUCGUUGGCCAGGAUGUCUCUUCUCCUGCCUUGACCUCUGCUGGACAUCUGCUUGGGCGUGUGGCUUAUGGAGUGGCCCUGCCUGUAAUCUUCAUUAGUGGAUCUAUCAACACCGUCGUCUGCGGUCGUUUGAUCCAUGGUCGCAUUUUUGCCAACUCCCCCAUCCGGUUUAUCAACACUAAGAUGGGCUGGAUUACUUGGUUGAUUACCAUUACCGCCGCCACAGUCAUCGCUUUCAUCAUUGCCGAGGUUAUUCCAUUCUUUGAUGAUCUGCUAUCUAUCUCCUCCGCACUUUUCAUCUCCGGCUUCACCUUCUACCUUCCUGCGAUGAUGUGGUUCAUGCUCAUCAAGAAGGGCAGCUGGCGCGACCGUGACAACCUGUUGCUGGCAAUCAUCAACGGUGGAAUUUUCCUCAUUGGUAUUUUGAUCUUGGGUGCUGGAACGUACUCGAGUAUCUAUGAUAUUAUCAAAAACUACGAUGACGGUACCGUUCGCGGUGUCUUCACCUGCGGAUCCCCAUCUACAUAA